CAGCCCCCCCCUCUCCUGGUACAGUGAGUCGCACAGAGCUCCCUCUCUGAUACCAAGGAGGCCCAUUGUGUCCCCAUUGCCCACACAACCGGGAUCCCAGGGAGCUGUCCGGGAGCUGGAGCUGGGACCAUGCCGGUGGAGGGGGCCCCCCUGAGAGAUGCCAGGGGCCAACAUGAAGCAGGUCCAUCUCCAGUUGCUUCAACAGCAUCAACUCCCAGCGGUGAUUCGGGGACACCCAAAGCAUUAAGUCCACUGAAGGAAUCUCCCCUAACGAGUCCAGAGUGUGAAGUGGAUGUAGCACUUGUGUCAAGAUUCCUGCAAACCAAGGAAAGUGACCGUCCUCAGCCAGAAGGAGCAAGUAGCGAAGCUGGGGCCACCACUGCUAGUCUCCCUCUGGAUUCUAAAGCUUCCAGUGAUUCUGGAAUUGGGGAGCAAGUGUCUAGUGAAACCCAGAAAAUAAGAGAAAGAGCUGAAACGCUGAGUCCUGAUGCACUUGACACUAGAAUUGUUAUGGGAGAAGAAACAUCCUGUAGCAACAAUGAAACAGGCAGUGUAGAUAGCCUAAUUUCCAAGAGUGAGCCUCCCGCUGUGGAUGCAUUUGGGGGAACAUCAGUGCCCAUAUCCGAUCCCAAAGCUGAGACAUCAGAGGGGAAUUUUGAGCAGGAGAGUAACAGAGAUGUCACUACUUCUGAGUCUUCUGCCGAUUUGCACUUGGAAUAUAAAAAGUCUAAUAAAGAGCCUACUCUGAAAGAAAGCGUUUUUUCUCAGGGUGAAGCAGUUGAUGAUGUGCCUUCAUUACUUCCCAAACCCACCAAAGAGUCACCCUGGAAUUACACAGAGAGCGAGGCCGAAACAUUUCAGAACAAGCAUGCAUUUAAUAUGGACUCAGAUCUAUAUACAACCGCCCCUUCGACUCCAGUAAAAACCAUCUACAGACAUCUAAAGUAUCGUGGCAUUAGUGAUGACCAGAAUGACAUGGACAAUGACAACUUGUCUUCACCUCCCACAUCCCCAUCUGGCUCCUAUAUGACAGCAGAAGGAGGCAGCUGGGCUUCCUCUGCCACUUCUAGUGGAUCUCCAUCCUGUUCCCCAAAUUUGAUGGCUGAGGCAGACACAAUAGAAACUCCCAGUUUGUAUGUAGAUCCUCUGAAUGAUGAUGAAGAAGGUAUUUGCAUAGAUCCAUGUUGCAUGUCCCCUGACAUGUUAGUGGAUGAAGAAAUAUCAGAUCUCUACAAUAGAGAUAUUCAUCCAGAAGACUUCUCUGCAGUCAACGAGGAGGCCGUGGAUGAGGAUCAAAGCAAUGAUGAGUUGAGUGAUGAAGAGGAAUAUGAAGAUGAAGAUGAAUGGGAAACUGACUUUGCACCAUCUUUCACUAGUAUGCCUCUUUGUCCUGGAUAUGUUAAUACCACAGCUUCAUUGGCCUUUUCCCCUGAAGAUUUUGAAUCUGAACCCCAACAAGCAUCCAGUGCAAGCUGCUCUUCAGAAAUGGAUGGGACCCUUCAGCCAACAAGCUCUGAUGGACUACAUCCUGAGUUACCUCUUGCCAGCCUUCAAAGUGCCGCAAAUGAUCCUAUGAUUCCUGCUUUCAUGUUGCCAUUCCAGGGAAGUUUGAUAUUUGAAGCUGAAUCAAUGGAAAUCACUUUGUUCCCUCAAGGAGAAUCAAUAGAGACUGAGGUGAUCGAUGGAGAGGAAGAUGAUGACAGCACCUCUGCCUCCCUCUUACAUUCUCUGUCUGAGAAUUCCAUCAAUGAAGGAGUCGAUGAGUCCUUUGCUUACCAAGACGACACAUCUGAAUCAUCAGAUUCUGCAUCAUAUGAUGGAGAAGAAGAUGAGAAACGGUAUAGCACAGAACAAUAUGCUGUGACAACGGAUUCUCCUCCUCAUGUCGCCGAGGCUCCCACAGUGAUCCAGCAUCAAUCAUCCAAUUCCGGGUGUGAGAGUGAGAUGGAGACAUCUUCAGAACUAUCUGAUGCUGAAAAUGAAGGUGCCGUGAACAUAAAUGGCCCAGAACUGGCAGCGAGAGGGGAAAGCGCUUCAUGUCAAGCGAAUCCCAUCUUCAAAAAUCUAGAUAAAACUGUUAAUAACCAUGAAAACCAAGGAACAAAUCUUGAUGAAGAAUGUCAAGACGAUGAUGGAUUACCAAUUUUAGCUCAAGACUUUCUAUUAGCAAGUAGUAACAUGCCAGGUACCAACCAAGACAGCUCAGGUGAACUAGAGUAUUCCAUCACCAGCAAUAACCCUGAUGAAGAAACAAACACAAAACAUAUAAGAAGUACCCUGGUUCUGACAUCCGAAGGACAGGGUGAAUCACUGUUUGUAAGUCCCUCUGGUUCAGAUAGAUUAGAAGAUGGGGCAAUUGGCUCAUGGUCUGAUAGCCCAGUAGAAGAACAAUCUUCAUCCUCAGAACUAGAUGUAGUCCUUCAGGGUGGGAUAGAUAAUGUUGGUGAAUGUUUAAUUGCUUGUUUUGACACAGAUGAAGAACUUGACACUUUGCCACCACUCAACACCACAGCAGAAAGCUUAAUAGAACACAGUAAAGAUCACAAACAAAGUGGAAGACAGACAUCCAUGGCCAUCGAGAUGACUGAUGAUGUGUAUGACUUCCCAGCUCAGGCUGAAGAUUUAGGACAAUCCGAGAAGUCUGAUUCAAGCAGCAGGAACGAUGUGUCAGAAUCCCUCAAGGACGAUAAGAUAAAUGCACCUUAUAUUCUGGAGGCGGGUAACUUUGGAAGCUAUCGUACAGAUUUGCUAAUGACUGACAAAGAAACAAAAGAACCAGAAUCAGAAUCCAGUUUAAAAGAAGACAUCAAGGAGGAUGUGGCUGAGGGGGAGUGCUUGUUUGCUUGCUAUGAGUCUGAAGAUGAUCUUGAUGAUGGAAUUGAUCGACAGUCAGUCCUUGCUCAGUUCUACAAACAGCAGGAGGAAGCAGCUUCCAGUUUCGUUAUAAAUGAAUUGACAUGUGGAACUGAAUCAAGCCUCUCUGCAGGAAUUCUGGAAAAUACUGAGUUACUGAAAAUGGAUACAUGUCUUGAAGACAGUGAUGCAGAGGCAAAUAACAUAGCCGAUCGCAAUCAGAAUGCUGGUUCACCAAGUAUACAUGAGAACGAGGAGGAACAUGAAGCUUCAUCAAUGACUUCAGCUUUUAUUAAGAGCAAUCUGACCAACACUAUCAUUAUUAGUCAUAAGGUGGAAGAUACUUCAAAAGACGACAUACACAACACAGAAAACAAAACACUAGAAACAGAUGCUUCUAAAAUACUGGAUUCAGACGGUGACACUAAUUUACAGGUGGAAUCACAAGAAACUGAAUCAGCCACUCGACCUACUUAUGGUCAUAAAUCGUUCAGUGUACUUCCAACAAAUAUAGACACAUGCCAAGAAAAAGCAAAGUACAAAGACUUUUGCAAAGAUGAUUUGUUGAAUAAAAAAAAAGAAAUCACAAGUGCAGAUCAUAUGCCAGACCACACGCAAGACACAAAUUGUGCAAAUAAUGAAUUAACUGCCAGUAAGAAUGAGCCUCAAGAGAUGAUGAAAAUGGAAGAUUGUAACCAGCAUGUUUUUAAAGAGCCACCAGAUCGAGAGCAAGGAAACAGCCUGGACCCUCUUUCAGGGAAAAAAUCAAUUCAUAAACUGGAUGUUGGACCUGUUUUACAGCCGUGCAAUACCGCCUUCAUUGCAGCAGAAGCAGGUCCUCUAGAUGAAUGUGUUCUAGAGCUAGAAGAGCAUGGCAAUGAUGAAGCACUUGAGAUAUCACCUGUGAAAAAUCAAAAAGAAGCUGAAGAUCCAAACAUUUGUGACCAAACAAGAAUUGGAAUUGACAUAUCGUCACAUGAAAGUGGAGACCCCAGUGUACCUGUAAUUCCUAAUGCUCACCAGGCAGAUGAGACGGAUUCAAACACCACCAAGGAAUCUGUAAGUAAGGAGGUUCUUUCCAAUUCUUCAACUGCUAUAGUAUCUUCUUUGAUUGGAACUACGGAGGAGAGAAACGUUUCAGUGCAGGAUGAGUGCACAGAAAAGAUUUCACUGCCCCCUGUUAGUACCCCUAGCAAAGACUGUAUAGAUGAAAGUGGAAUUAUUCUUACAAAUAAUGCAGACAAUGAUUUUAACCGUCAGACAUGCGGGAUCCAUGAAGUGGCAGAAGAUCAGGACUUAGUGACAUUGCUAUCAGGUAACAUUGGGAAUUUGGGAGAUACUAAUAAACAAGUAGAGGAGGCAUUAUGUUCAACUCCAAAAGCAGUUGAGGAGCAGAUAUCCAGUUUAGAAGCUGUUCCAAUGACUUUAUGCACAGGCCCACCUUCUUGUAUAAAUAGUCUAAGAAGGGAAGAGUCCACUCCUCAUGAUAACUUGAUUCAAGAUGUCAGGCAAGAUCUUUCCAGUGCCUUUUUAGAAACAAAUUUAAGAAUGACAAGCCAGCCUGAUAUAUCCAGUGAUGCCCAAGAAAUGUGUAGGCUACUGCAAGGUUCCUUUGGUAAAUUGGAGGCCUUGGACCUUAGUAUGCGCUCUUGCUCUUCAGAAGCCAGCCUGUCCAAAUCCAUCUGUAACACCACCAAGGUCAAAGGUGAAGGGAGGCAAGUUUCUGAUUUAGCUGGUGAUGUUAAGGAAAAGCCAAAUGGGGAAGAAGAUCCUAACUGUGAAAUGUUCGGCCAGGCUUUUGCACUGGAGACGUGUUGUGAAGCAACCGUAGUGGAUACUGGCCCAAAAAAUAAGUUAUGUGAGAAAACACACUGUGAGAUUGCCACCACAGCAGCAACCAAUUUAGAGAAGAAAGACGUAAUUCCCUCUAAUGAAUUUCUUGCACACAAGAACAAAGUGGACGGCAAGAGUGAGAUGGGAAAAAGUUUUAAUCUGGAGUUAGAGGACGUGUGUGAUCAGUCACCACAGUGGCAACGAGAAAUACAAAUUGAAGUGUCUAGUAUUGCAGAAGAUAUCAAACCUAACAAAGAUUCAAGCAUUGAGUCGUCUAAAGAGAUGCAAUCACCUCAUUUUCUGACUGAGACCCAAGAGGAGACUGUACGAUCUCCAACACAGCACCCUAAUACGAUGGUGGACUCUGAAAGAGGGAUUCCCCCACAGGGCCCAUUGCAGAAUGGAGCUGCAUUAUCCCCGACCCUCUGUGCUCCAGAUAAUGGGAAUGUUGAUGGCUAUCCCUGCUCCGGGCUCAGUAAAGUGCCUCCAUCAUAUCUUUGCCCAAUGCAGGAUGUCGGCUCCAAGGAUGAAAGGGAAAUCAAAAUGGCUGUUUCAGAGGAUAUUUCUAGAAAUUCCAAGAGCCCUCCGACAGCUGAUGCAAGUUCCAAACCCACCAAACUGAGCACAGAGACCCCAGAAUGCAGCACGUCACAAGGGGUGCCACAGUCGUCAUCCAUGGAGGACCAGACAGAUAGGAAACGAGCCCCUCAGUCUGAUCCUAGCUCCUCCAGUGAGAGUGAACUCACCUCCCAGGGACCGGAGAUGCACCUACUCAGGGAAACGCCUGCAGUCACCCUACUUGGCAUCAACAAGCCCCUACUGGGGCAGCGAGGCUGUGAAAUACUGAGUCACAGAGGUUCCUGUAACGACUCCGAGAGCAACGAUGAAUCUCUACCUGAGUUAGAAGAGCCUGAUUUGACUGAACCGAGGACAACAGCGAGUCAGAACCAGCUGGCACACUGUGCGGGAUCUGGCGAGGAAUCGAUCAGCAAAUCCAAACAAAGUCGCAGCGAGAAGAAAGCACGGAAGGCGAUGUCCAAACUUGGCCUGCGGCAGAUACAUGGUGUCACCAGGAUCACCAUUCGGAAAUCCAAAAACAUCUUGUUUGUUAUCACAAAGCCCGACGUGUUCAAAAGCCCGGCAUCAGACAUCUACAUUGUGUUCGGAGAAGCCAAGAUUGAAGAUCUGUCCCAACAAGUCCACAAAGCGGCGGCCGAGAAGUUUAAAGUCCCCAUGGAACACUCCCCGCUGAUCACAGAAGCAGCGCCCACCCUGACCAUCAAGGAGGAGAGUGGGGAAGAGGAGGAGGUGGACGAGACUGGGUUGGAGGUGCGUGACAUUGAACUAGUAAUGGCGCAGGCCAAUGUAUCCCGCGCGAAGGCCGUGCGAGCGCUGAGACACAACAAUAAUGAUAUUGUGAACGCUAUUAUGGAAUUAACGAUGUAGCUGCUGAUCCAACUGAAAGCGUCUCCGCUCUGUAAAGAUGCACAGUUACCCCCAAGGUACCGCUCUGUAUUAGACCUGCAUAUAUUCCUACUAAAUCACACCUUUAAUGCUGCUCAAUAAAACCUGCCUGAAAAACA
Messenger RNA from Pelobates fuscus (common spadefoot toad), 6269 nucleotides. RefSeq lists its product as uncharacterized. Gene Ontology annotation, biological process: protein targeting to membrane. Gene Ontology annotation, cellular component: nascent polypeptide-associated complex; cytoplasm. The record is from RefSeq and is a predicted model, not a curated record. The transcript is spliced from 9 exons. NCBI's taxonomy places the organism in Eukaryota, Metazoa, Chordata, Amphibia, Anura, Pelobatidae. The coding region runs from base 130 to 6132 and encodes 2000 amino acids.